UUUCAGGAAGGCUCUAGGGCUGAUUUACGUGUCUCGAUAGCCCCCGAUACAGUCCGUACGCCAUGCCUAAACCGGUGAAACAGGAUGGAGAUGAUCCCGAUCCAACUCCGUACUUGUUCGUUUCGCUCGAACAGAAACGUAUCGAUCAGACCAAGCCCUACGAUGCCAAGAAAACGUGCUGGGUACCGGACGAGAAGGAAGGUUUCGUACUUGGAGAAAUCAAGGGGACCAAGGGCGACCUCGUCAGCGUCGGCGUUCCCGGAGGAGAGGAAAGAACAGUAAAAAAAGAGAACGUUCACCAAGUCAACCCUCCGAAAUACGAAAAAGUCGAAGAUAUGGCCGAUUUAACGUACCUAAACGACGCCGCUGUAUUGCAUAAUUUAAAGCAACGUUACUACGCCAAACUCAUCUACGAGAAGCAAUUCAAAAAGGAUCAAGUCACUCAGGUCAACCCUCCCAAGUACGAAAAAGCCGAGGAUAUGUCGAAUUUGACUUACCUCAACGACGCUUCCGUACUCCAUAACUUAAAACAACGUUAUUACAAUAAGCUUAUCUACACAUACUCAGGUCUCUUCUGUGUCGCCAUUAACCCUUACAAACGUUUCCCCGUAUACACCAACCGCUGCGCCAAAUUGUACAGAGGCAAAAGACGUAACGAAGUACCGCCGCACAUUUUCGCCAUUUCUGAUGGAGCCUACGUCAACAUGUUAACCAACCACGAGAAUCAAUCUAUGUUGAUUACCGGUGAGUCUGGUGCUGGUAAAACUGAGAACACGAAGAAGGUAAUCGCCUACUUCGCCACCGUCGGUGCCUCGACGAAGAAGGACGCCGAUCCGGCCCAGAAGAAGAGCAACUUGGAGGACCAGGUCGUUCAGACCAAUCCGGUACUGGAAGCGUUCGGUAACGCCAAGACCGUGAGAAACGACAACUCUUCUCGUUUCGGUAAAUUCAUCCGUAUCCACUUCGGUCCCACCGGUAAAUUGGCUGGUGCUGAUAUCGAAACUUAUCUGCUGGAGAAAGCUCGUGUCAUCUCCCAACAGCCGUUGGAAAGAUCUUACCACAUUUUCUACCAGAUCAUGUCUGGUUCCGUUGCCGGAGUCAAAGAAAAGACUUUAUUGUCGAAUGACAUCUACCAAUAUCACUACGUAUCCCAAGGGAAAAUAACGGUGCCCAAUAUGGACGAUGGCGAAGAAUUCGCAUUGACAGACGUAAAUAAAUGUUUGUUGUCUAAUAACAUCCAAGAGUACAACUUCGUUGCACAGGGAAAAACCACCAUUCCUAACGUGGACGAUGCUGAAGAAUUGAGAAUCACCGACGAAGCCUUCGACAUCCUUGGUUUCACCCAAGAAGAGAAAGACAACGUCUACAAAAUCACCGCCGCCGUAAUGCACAUGGGUUGCAUGAAGUUCAAGCAAAGAGGUCGCGAAGAACAAGCCGAACCCGAUGGUACAGAGGUAAAUAAAUCAAACUCAACCUACCCCUCAGAGCUAACUGUUAAUGUAAUUCCGCAGGAGGGUGAGCGCGUGAGCAAGCUCUUGGGAGUGGAGGCUCCGGCGCUCUACCAGGCUCUGGUGAAGCCCAGGAUCAAGGUCGGUAACGAAUUCGUGACGCAAGGUCGUAACGUCAACCAAGUAUCGUACUCGGUGGGCGCCAUGUCGAAGGCCAUGUUCGACAGGUUGUUCAAGUUCUUGGUGAAGAAAUGUAACGAGACGCUGGACACCAAGCAGAAGAGACAGCACUUCAUCGGUGUGUUGGAUAUCGCCGGUUUCGAAAUCUUCGACUAUAACGGCUUCGAGCAGCUUUGCAUUAACUUUACUAACGAAAAAUUGCAACAAUUCUUCAACCAUCACAUGUUCGUGCUGGAACAAGAGGAGUACACCAGAGAGGGUAUUCACUGGGAGUUCAUCGAUUUCGGGAUGGACUUGGCCGCUUGCAUCGAGCUCAUUGAAAAGUACAACGGUUUUGAACAACUGUGUAUUAACUUUACGAAUGAAAAAUUGCAACAAUUCUUUAACCACCACAUGUUCGUACUCGAACAAGAAGAGUACAAAACCGAAGGUAUCGAAUGGACCUUCAUCGAUUUCGGUAUGGACUUGGCCGCUUGUAUCGAAUUGAUCGAAAAGUUCAACGGCUUUGAGCAGCUUUGUAUCAACUUUACCAACGAAAAAUUGCAACAGUUCUUUAACCAUCACAUGUUCGUACUCGAACAAGAGGAAUACCAAAGGGAGGGUAUUGAAUGGGCUUUUAUCGAUUUCGGUAUGGACUUAGCGGCCUGUAUCGAACUUAUCGAGAAGUACAACGGCUUUGAGCAACUGUGCAUAAACUAUUCCAACGAAAAAAUGCAACAAUUUUACAAUCACCACAUGUUCAUAUUGGAACAGGAGGAAUACGAACGGGAAGGUAUUACGUGGAAAUUCAUCGAUUUCGGUAUGGAUUUGCAACCGUGUAUUGAUUUAAUAGAAAAGCCUAUGGGUAUCUUGUCCAUCCUUGAAGAAGAAUCUAUGUUCCCGAAAGCCACCGACAAGACUUUCGAGGAGAAAUUGAACACCAACCACUUGGGCAAAUCGCCCAACUUCCAAAAGCCCAAGCCGCCCAAGCCCGGCCAGGUCGCCGCCCACUUCACCUUGGGCCACUACGCCGGUAACGUACCCUACAACAUCACCGGUUGGUUGGAGAAGAACAAGGACCCCUUGAACGACACCGUGGUGGAUUUGUUCAAGAAAGGUUCCAACGCUUUGGUCAUCGAAAUCUUCGCCGAUCACCCCGGACAAUCCGGCGGGGCCGCCGAAAAAGGUGCAAAGAGAACCAAGGGUUCUGCUUUCCAAACCGUAUCCAGUUUAUACAGGGAACAACUCAACAACUUGAUGACCACCUUGAGAUCCACCCAGCCUCACUUCGUCCGUUGUAUCAUCCCCAACGAGCUCAAGCAGCCCGGAGUCAUCGACUCCCACUUGGUCAUGCACCAGCUCACCUGUAACGGUGUACUUGAAGGUAUCCGUAUUUGCCGCAAAGGUUUCCCCAACAGGAUGGUCUACCCAGACUUCAAGCUCCGCUACAUGAUCCUGGCGCCGGCGACGAUGACCAGGGAGAAGGAUCCGAAGGAAGCGGCCAGGAAGUGUUUAGAGGAAGUGGGUUUAGAUCCCGAUAGUUACCGUGUGGGACACACAAAGGCAAGCGGCGUUUUUUACCCGAUUUACCAGCGUAAUCGUUGUCCCUUUUACAAGAUCCUUAACCCGGCUGGUGUUGCCAAAGAGAGCGAUCCCAAGAAAUGCGCCGCCGUUAUUUUGGACGCCUCCGGUUUAGACGCCGAAUUAUACAAAAUUCUGGCCGCAAGCGCCGUUAAACCCGGCCAGACGCCCGAAAAGACGGCGCAAAUCAUUUUGGAGCAUAUCCAACUUGAUCCGGAGCAAUACAGAUUGGGUAAAACCAAGGUGUUCUUCCGCGCCGGAGUGUUGGGUCAGAUGGAGGAGCUGCGCGACGAGCGUCUCGGCAAGAUCGUCACCUGGAUGCAGUCCUGGAUCAGGGGUUACCUCUCCAGGAAGGAGUUCAAGAAGCUGCAGGAGCAACGAUUGGCGCUGCAAGUGUGCCAGCGCAACUUGCGCAAAUACCUCAAGCUGCGCACGUGGCCGUGGUACAAGCUCUGGCAGAAGGUCAGGCCCUUGCUCAACGUCACCCGCAUCGAGGACGAGAUCGCCAAAUUGGAAGAGAAGGCCCAAAAGGCCCAGGAGGCGUUCGAGCGCGAAGAGAAGGCCAAGAAGGAGCUGGAAGCCCUCUACGCCAAGCUGCUGGCGGAGAAGACCGAUCUGUUGAGCAACUUGGAGGGCGAGAAGGGAUCGCUGGCCGAGACCCAGGAGAGGGCCAACAAAUUGCAGGCUCAAAAGAACGAUUUGGAAGCUCAACUUUCCGAAACCCAAGACCGAUUGAGCCAAGAGGAGGACGCCCGCAACCAACUGAUGCAACAAAAGAAGAAGCUCGAACAAGAAGUGUCCGGCUACAAGAAGGACAUCGAAGACUUGGAGCUCAACUUGCAGAAAUCCGAGCAAGACAAGGCGACCAAAGACCACCAAAUCAGGAACUUGAACGACGAGAUCGCCCACCAGGACGAGCUCAUCAACAAGCUCAACAAGGAGAAGAAACUCUCCGGCGAGAACAACCAGAAGGUGUCGGAGGAACUCCAAGCGGCCGAAGACAAAGUCAACCACCUCAACAAGGUGAAGGCCAAGCUCGAACAGACCCUCGACGAGCUCGAGGACUCGCUCGAGCGCGAGAAGAAACUCCGCGGCGACGUCGAGAAGUCCAAGCGCAAGGUGGAAGGCGACCUCAAGCUCACCCAGGAAGCCGUCGCCGACUUGGAGCGCAACAAGAAGGAGCUCGAACAGACCAUCCAGCGCAAGGACAAGGAGAUCUCCUCGCUGACCGCCAAGCUCGAGGACGAACAGUCCGUCGUGGGUAAGCAACAGAAGCAGGUCAAGGAGCUGCAGGCCCGCAUCGAGGAGCUCGAAGAGGAGGUGGAAGCCGAGCGACAGGCGCGCGCCAAGGCCGAGAAGCAGCGCGCCGAUUUGGCGCGCGAGCUCGAAGAGCUCGGCGAGCGCUUGGAGGAGGCCGGCGGCGCCACGUCGGCUCAGAUCGAGCUCAACAAGAAGCGCGAAGCCGAACUGGCCAAGCUCAGACGCGACCUCGAAGAAUCGAACAUCCAGCACGAAGGCACCCUCGCCAAUUUGCGCAAGAAGCACAACGAUGCCGUGUCCGAAAUGGGCGAGCAAAUCGACCAGCUCAACAAGCUCAAAGCCAAGGCUGAAAAAGAGAAGGCUCAAUACUUCGGUGAACUCAAUGACCUUCGCGCCUCUGUCGACCAUUUGGCCAACGAAAAGGCCGCAAUCGAAAAGGUAUCGAAACAACUGGGACAACAGCUCAACGACGUGCAAGGCAAACUCGACGAGACCAACCGCACUCUCAACGACUUCGACGCCGCCAAGAAGAAGCUGUCGAUCGAAAACUCCGACCUCCUCAGGCAAUUGGAGGAAGCCGAAUCGCAGGUGUCGCAAUUGAGCAAGAUCAAGGUGUCGCUGACCACCCAGCUCGAAGACACCAAGCGAUUGGCCGACGAAGAGAGCAGGGAACGCGCCACGUUGCUCGGCAAGUUCCGCAACCUCGAGCACGACUUGGACAACAUCCGCGAACAGGUCGAAGAAGAGGCCGAAGCCAAGGCCGACAUCCAACGUCAACUCAGCAAGGCCAACGCCGAGGCGCAAUUGUGGAGACAGAAGUACGAAUCCGAGGGUGUGGCCCGCUCCGAGGAGCUCGAAGAAGCCAAGAGGAAGCUCCAAGCCCGUCUCGCCGAAGCCGAAGAGACCAUCGAAUCGCUCAACCAGAAGGUUGUCGCUUUGGAGAAGACCAAGCAACGUUUGGCCACCGAAGUCGAGGAUCUGCAACUCGAAGUCGACCGCGCCAACGCCAUCGCCAACGCCGCCGAGAAGAAACAGAAGGCCUUCGACAAGAUCAUCGGCGAAUGGAAGCUCAAGGUCGACGAUUUGGCCGCCGAGCUCGACGCCAGCCAGAAGGAAUGCAGGAACUACUCCACCGAAUUGUUCAGACUCAAAGGAGCCUACGAAGAGGGCCAGGAACAGCUCGAGGCCGUCCGUCGCGAGAACAAGAACCUCGCCGACGAAGUCAAGGAUCUCCUCGACCAAAUCGGCGAAGGCGGUCGCAACAUUCACGAAAUCGAAAAGGCCAGGAAGCGCUUGGAAGCCGAGAAGGACGAACUCCAAGCCGCCCUCGAAGAGGCCGAGGCCGCCCUCGAACAGGAAGAGAACAAGGUUCUCCGCAGCCAAUUGGAACUCUCCCAAGUCCGUCAAGAAAUCGACAGACGCAUCCAAGAGAAGGAAGAGGAAUUCGAAAACACCCGCAAGAACCACCAGCGCGCCCUCGACUCCAUGCAAGCCUCCCUCGAAGCCGAAGCCAAAGGCAAGGCUGAGGCGCUGCGCAUGAAGAAGAAGUUGGAAGCCGACAUCAACGAAUUGGAAAUCGCUUUGGACCACGCUAACAAAGCUAACGCCGAAGCCCAAAAGACCAUCAAACGCUACCAACAACAACUCAAGGACACCCAGACCGCCCUCGAGGAAGAACAGAGAGCGCGCGACGAGGCCCGCGAACAGCUCGGCAUCUCCGAGCGUCGCGCCAACGCCUUGCAGAACGAGCUCGAAGAGUCGCGCACCCUUCUCGAACAGGCCGACCGCGCCCGUCGCCAAGCCGAACAGGAACUGGGCGACGCCCACGAGCAACUCAACGACCUCGGCGCCCAAAACGCCUCGCUCUCCGCCGCCAAGAGGAAACUCGAAACCGAACUGCAAACGUUGCACUCCGACCUCGACGAGCUCCUCAACGAGGCCAAGAACUCCGAGGAGAAGGCCAAGAAGGCCAUGGUGGACGCCGCCCGUCUGGCCGACGAGCUGCGCGCCGAACAAGACCACGCCCAAAACCAAGAGAAACUCCGCAAGGCGCUCGAGGCCCAGAUCAAGGACCUCCAAGUGCGCUUGGACGAGGCCGAGGCGAACGCCCUCAAAGGCGGCAAGAAGGCCAUCGCCAAGCUGGAGCAGCGCGUCAGAGAAUUGGAGAACGAAUUGGACGGCGAACAAAGGCGGCACGCGGACGCCCAGAAGAACCUGAGGAAGUCGGAGCGUCGCAUCAAGGAGCUCAGCUUCCAGGCGGAAGAGGACCGCAAGAACCACGAGAGAAUGCAGGACCUCGUCGACAAACUGCAACAGAAGAUCAAGACGUACAAGAGGCAGAUCGAAGAGGCGGAGGAGAUCGCCGCAUUGAAUUUGGCCAAAUUCCGCAAGGCGCAACAGGAACUCGAAGAGGCCGAGGAGAGAGCCGACCUCGCCGAGCAAGCCAUCGCCAAAUUCCGCGCCAAAGGACGCUCAGGAUCGGCGGCUAGAGGAAUGAGCCCGGCGCCCCAAAAACAGCGCCCCACUUUCGGAAUGGGAGACGCACUCGGCGGCCCAUUCCCCCCGAGAUUCGACCUAGCACCUGAUUUCGAGUGAUGGGUAACAGCGCUGUGUUUAUAAAAUCCUCUAACGAACUGUUGUUUUACGUCGCAAUACACAAAAAAAAACCAACUAAAAAUGCGAAUAUUAAACUUUUAUUAAUUUUUUAUUUUCGUUUUUUGAAUAUUAGAGUUGUAUGAUUCCGUUAUAUAUUAUAUAUUGUAUAUGUAUGAGAAGUUGGGGAACGAAGGGAAUUUCAGAGACACGUACUUACCAUCAAAGCAGCCCUUUGAUCUCUUCUUUCUCGAAAUGCCAAUUAUUUUGUUAUGAAACAGUAGGUUGUAAAAUGAUUAUGUAUGUAUGAAAAUGUUGUAUGAUAUAAGGCACCAAUAAAUAAUAUAAAAGUUAUAUUUUGUUUUUUUAUGUACAACUAUUUAUAACCUCCUUAUUUUCACAUAAAAGUACCUACUGAUUAGACAUUACCAUCUCCGUGUUAUCUACCUGAUCAUUUUCUGUAAUUGCACUGCUAGAAUAAGACUCCUCAUCGACAUUCUCUUCAAUAUCCUCUAAAACUUCUUCCACAUACCGCUCCCCUUCGUCUUCAUUACCAUUCUCGUCUAAAUACUCCAAUUUCUUCACAUCAUCACCACCACCAUAACCGUUCGCAUCAUUCUUACUAUCAUCAUACGAAACAUAAUUAAACUCCAUCGAACCCCAUUCCUUCUUCAAAAUGCCAAGCAACCGAUUGGCCUCCACCGAAACCUCCUGCAAGUUUUCCACUUCCACCGCCUUCGUCUCCAAGUAACUGGACACUUCCAUCUGCUGCGCUUGGUCCGAACGCGCCUCCAUUACGUUCAACUCGUAAACACUUCGCGAUAGCGGUUGGGUCAAUAUCAACGGCAACCCUUCGGCGUUUUCCUUCGACUUGCUCUCGAAGAUGCUCUUCAAUUUCAACACCGACACCGAGUACCUUUCUUCGUUGUUA
Molecule: messenger RNA, 7971 nt
Organism: Phyllotreta striolata
Lineage: Eukaryota; Metazoa; Arthropoda; Insecta; Coleoptera; Chrysomelidae
Source: the annotation of a GenBank genome assembly